AGCUCAGACUCUCGUGAGCCAAAAGAGUCACCAAGAGUCAAACCGAAGGCAUCCUCAGAUCCCAAAAGUCUUCUCCAUAUCCUCUGACUUUCCACUGACUCCACCACUCGCUUUCUGCCACGUAUUCUUCGUUCCACUCAAUUAAUGAAAUUUUACAGCCUUUAAUUUCUCAAUCAAAUAGGAGAGUCGUCGACGGACGAAGCGAGAAAGUAGGUAUCUUUCAGAAAUUUCAAAAAAAAAAAAAAACAAAAAAAAAAAAUCAAAAGGGGAAAAAGAUUUUGAGUCUCCCUAAGGUUCAAACCCUAGGAAUCCCCGAAAUUUUCUCUCAUUCUGUCGCACUUUCUCGCGAAUUUUCUUUUCUUUUUCUUCCCCAAAUUUUCUUGGGAACUCUUCCGGUGCGAUUGGAUCUGAGUGGUUUUGGUUCCAUCAACCCGGAGGGGGAAUCCUUGCUAGGGUUUAGGGUUUGGUGAAGUGGAGGCGUUGGAUCUGGAGAAAGGCUCUGGCUUUGAGGAGUUGGUGGUAAAUUAGGGUUUGUUUUUUUUGGUGGUUGGGGGUGGAGUUAUUGGCGGUGUAGUGUGGUGUAGUGCGUUCAAGUUAGGCUUUUCCUUUUUCCUUUUUUGGUAAUUGUGAUUUUAGGGGAUUUUAGAUUUUUUUUGGAUUGUAGGAAGUGGUGAGGCGGCAGGGAGAUUUCUGAGCUGCCAAUGCCAUUUGUUUGUUUUUUGGUGAAUUUUUCGGUGAUUUUUGAGAUACCGAAAAAGUUUGAGCUCAAUGUCUUGGGCAGGCCCGGAAGAUAUCUACCUAUCCACAUCUCUUGCUAGCUAUCUUGACAAGAAACUUCUUGUACUGCUGCGAGAUAAUCGAAAGCUUUUGGGAAUACUUCGCUCCUUUGAUCAAUUUGCAAAUGCCGUUCUUGAGGGUGCAUGUGAGCGAGUAAUUGUCGGUGAUCUUUAUUGUGACAUCCCUUUAGGUUUAUAUGUAAUUCGAGGGGAGAAUGUUGUUUUGAUUGGCGAGCUGGACUUGGAGAAGGAGGAACUUCCCCCACAUAUGACUCGAGUUUCAGCAGCAGAGAUUAAAAGGGCACAGAAAGCAGAAAGGGAGGCGUCAGAUCUUAAAGGCACCAUGAGGAAAAGAAUGGAGUUCCUCGAUUUGGAUUGAUGUACAUCAGUAUGACAUCCAGUCCCACCAUUUUUCUUCAAGUUAAUGUCACGUCCGCAAAUAUUAUCGCGGUUGGGUUGGUGCUGGGAAGACACAAGGAUGGCUGGAUGGACGACGAUCUCUUGUUUUCUCGUCUUUCUCUCUCAACAUAUCAUUUCUGUAACAUUUUCAAAGAAUUUAUUUGACACAGAUGAGAAGAGGAUGUUCCAAAUUCUUCUUUUGGUGUUUUACAAAUGCCAAAUUAGUGCUUAUCCUCGUAUUUGUGGCAUCUGAAAUCAAACCAAUUGAUCUGAAAAUCUGUGGUUGGUUUUGCGUGA
Molecule: messenger RNA, 1472 nt
Organism: Vitis vinifera (wine grape)
Lineage: Eukaryota; Viridiplantae; Streptophyta; Magnoliopsida; Vitales; Vitaceae
Product: sm-like protein LSM1B
Exons: 5
Coding region: 769-1155 (128 amino acids)
Biological process (GO): deadenylation-dependent decapping of nuclear-transcribed mRNA
Cellular component (GO): P-body; Lsm1-7-Pat1 complex
Molecular function (GO): RNA cap binding
Source: RefSeq, a predicted model, not a curated record